AAGUGAAGUAAGAAAAUGCCUGAACCCGCCAAGUCAGCGCCCAAAAAGGGCUCCAAGAAAGCCGUGACCAAGACCGCCGGCAAGGGCGGCAAGAAGAAGAGAAAGACCAGGAAGGAGAGCUACGCCAUCUACGUGUACAAGGUGCUGAAGCAGGUCCACCCCGACACCGGCAUCUCGUCUAAGGCCAUGAGCAUCAUGAAUUCGUUCGUCAAUGACAUCUUCGAGCGUAUCGCCGCUGAAGCCUCCCGCCUGGCCCACUACAACAAGCGCUCCACCAUCACCUCCAGGGAGAUCCAGACCGCAGUUCGCCUGCUUCUCCCCGGUGAGCUGGCCAAGCACGCAGUGUCUGAGGGCACAAAGGCCGUCACCAAGUACACGAGCUCCAAGUAAACUGCAUCUUUACUUAAUCCCGAACAACGGCUCUUUUCAGAGCCACACAUCUCUUCUAAAGCGUACAUGUCCUGACUUUAUUUAAUUUGUAGCUGUCAUGAUGGUGAAACAUAAAUUACAGCUUGUGUUACUCUUGUAUGCUUUGAAUAAAAAAAGAAGAGAGAUUUCAAGGACUUAAUGAUGGACCACCUGACCAGAACAGUCCUAACGCCAUCACUAUAUCAUUUAGCAUUAUUACUAUUUGGUUGGUUUUGUAGUUUUGUUUUUUUGGGGGGGGGGUCCAGUUUUGUGGUCCCUUGUCUGCGAAAAGCACUGAAUAAAUACACUAGUGGGUUUCUCAGAAAUAAUGACAUGUGAACAAGAGCUUAUUGAGCUCAUCCUGGUGAGGCAAAUGUUUGGCUUCAAAUCACAAUUCUGAUCGUAAAAUCCUGGACAGGAUUACAAAUACAAUAAAUAAACGCGAUUCGUUUCAGUUUCACAUUUCAAACUACAGUGACAUCCUCCGUGUGUGUGUGUGUGUGUGUGUGUGUGUGUGAUCUAUACAUGUGUUAAUCGUUUUGAUGUAGUUCAACACUUAUGCUAGACUCUGGGUGAAACGUUAAGAGGGUGUGUGGUUUUUGUUACAAAUACGGACACUUGGGUUUAGUUUGAAAUAAAAAUGUGAACUCCA
Maylandia zebra (zebra mbuna) is the source of this 1060-nucleotide messenger RNA. RefSeq names its product histone H2B 1/2. Lineage: Eukaryota; Metazoa; Chordata; Actinopteri; Cichliformes; Cichlidae. Gene Ontology annotation, molecular function: structural constituent of chromatin; DNA binding; protein heterodimerization activity. Gene Ontology annotation, cellular component: nucleosome. The record is from RefSeq and is a predicted model, not a curated record.